AUGACUCCUUGGACGGAUCCACAUCCACAACCUUCACCUCCCUGGGAAUUUGGCGGCUUUUCCCUUGCCCAAAUGCCUUGUUCAAGUGGGGAUAAAUCGAUCUUUGCGCACAACACCAUAUUUGAACAGCACGGUUCUACCAGACAGCUCGACAAUAGAAGAUCUAGAUCACCUCCAUGGACAGCGUUCGGGUCUUACGGGCAGGAAAUAAAAUUGUUGUGGGUCCCUGUGGUGGAGGACAGGAAUCGUAGUAUCCCAUGGAGCGAAGGCAGGCAGAGAGAGUUUGAGAGAGUGCAGUCGAAUAUGCCAUGGUACUCGGUGCACCACCCUUCCUUCAUCCAUCCACCAGUGAUUAAGUACAUCAAGGACAUGUGGCACUUCAACGGAAAGCCAAUCAUUGUUGUUUUGGACCGACAGGGCAUGGUCGUAAACGCCAAUGCCCUCCACAUGAUAUGGAUCUGGGGAAUAACAGUAGCCUACCCUUUCACCAGCAGCAGGGAGGAAACACUCUGGGAGAUGGAGUAUCGAAAGUACUCUCUACCCAAACAAAAUGGAAUAACAACAAAUUUUGCUAGAUGGUUGGUUAAUGACACUGAGCAUGAAGUCAACAUUUCCAACUACUCCCAAUUGAGUCCGUGGAGCAAUACAUACAUACAGCCUCCGUACAUACAGACUCCGUGGAGCAAUACAUACAUUUGCCUGUAUGGAGGAGAAGACAUAGAUUGGAUAAGGAAAUUCACAACGACGACAACAAAGGUGGCACAGGCAGCAGGUAUCACACUCGAGAAGAUGAUUUACGUGGGGAAGAGAAACUCUAAGGAGCGAGUGAAGAGGAACAUCGACAUCAUCAACACCGAGAAGCUGAGCUAUUGCUGGGAAGACCCCACACUCAUCUGGUACUUCUGGAUCCGGCUGGAGAGCAUGUGGUACUCCCUAAUGCAGCAUGGAAGAAACCCCAUCGAGAAGGAUCCCAUAAUGAAGGAGAUCACGAAAAUGCUCAUCUUCGACGGCAGCGAACAAGGAUGGGCAUUGAUAGGUAACGAACUCGGAACCAUGGCCGAAGCCAACGGGGAAUUGAUCUUGAAGUGCUUCAAUGAGUACGAUAUGCGGAAGCACAGCGUUCAUGCUAAUAAGGGUUUCAUUCAAGCACUCAAUGAUCACUUGGAACAGGUGCGCACCCCGCAUCACUGCACUCGCCUCAUCCUGCCGAGGACCGACGGAAGAAUUCUCCCUGAGACGAUGGUCUGUAUCGACUGUGGCCGCCCUAUGGAAAAGUCUGUGUCCGUGUCCGUCAUGUACAGCUGCUGCAAUCCUGCAACUACGAUUAGUUCUGCCUCAUCUCUCCGGCUUGCAUCCUCUACUGCCCAACUGCUCAGACCCCAACCGGCUUACUCACUCGAGUGGUACUAG
Telopea speciosissima is the source of this 1410-nucleotide messenger RNA. Its product is annotated as protein SIEVE ELEMENT OCCLUSION A-like. NCBI's taxonomy places the organism in Eukaryota, Viridiplantae, Streptophyta, Magnoliopsida, Proteales, Proteaceae. The record is from RefSeq and is a predicted model, not a curated record. Gene Ontology annotation, biological process: phloem development. The transcript is spliced from 2 exons. The coding region runs from base 1 to 1410 and encodes 469 amino acids.